AUGGCCAAGGGAGAGUGUAGAAAUCGUCACAGUAACCCGCCCGCCAGGACCGGCUGCCAGAGCUGGGCCGCCCCAGGCCUCGGCUGGACGGCGACCGACGAGAGGCUGCAGGGGGGACCUCAGGUGUUCGCUGUCGAGAGCAAUGAGUGCGGUCGCUGCUCUGCGCCAGAGAGGAGCGCAGAAAGGGCUGGGCCAGCAGAGGAGAGCAGUGGAGGCUGUCUUUCUGCAAGAGGAACCCCAGCUGCUCUGUUUCACCAUCAGAGAGGUGAAACACACGAGGGCAAGAAUUUCUCACAUCCCAGAGCUCUUAACGCAGGGCCCGGUCUCCAUGGAGACCCUGUCUGCAAGAUAAAGACGCCAUCAGUCACAGGCUUCCUGAGAUCUCCUCCAGCCAGCGAGAAGACUCCUCCAGCAGAAUCAUCCACCUCUCAAGUGCCAUUAAGAUUGCAGAUCAAAGUGUCUGGCCAAAGCGGUCGUUUGGGGAUCAGCAUCGCCGGUGGGAAAGGUUCUCUGCCUUACAAAGAUCACGACGAGGGCAUUUUUAUUUCCAGAGUAGCUCAAGGAGGGCCAUCCGAAAAGGCUGGGAUCCAUGUUGGGGACAGAUUGCUCGAGGUCAACGGUCUCAGCAUGCAGGGGGCGGCCCACCACGAAGCGGUCGCUGCCCUGAGGAAUGCUGGGAGCUGCAUCAGCCUGAAGGUGCUGAGAGAGAGGCUGCCGCCCCCAGAGCUGGAGGAGGCGGAAACCUGUUUGCCCAAGAAGAUUGAGGCUGUUGUCUGCAACGGGAACAUCACGCUCGACUCAGACAGUGAUCUGAACAGAACCGCGUCUGAGAUCGAAGCUGAGGUGUUAAAGCAGGACUCUCUCAAAGCGGCGACUCACACGAUGACGAUCCCCCGGAUCAUACUCACUCACCCCUCUACCUCAGAUGAAGAUGUGGAGCUCUUGUCACAGUAUCCCAGGAGGCAGCGGCUGCGCGACUGACAAACCAGGCGAAUGUGGGCUGACGUGACAGUGCUCUUUACUGUCCCUGAGCCCAGAUUGGAGCUUUGUGGAUGCAGGACAGAGACCAUUAGUGCUUGCUCUUUUUCAGGGAUAUACAGUGAAGCGCAGGAGUUUACAUACUCUGAUCGUGGGCAUGAGCUCCACAUUCAUUUUAGGCUUUCAAAGAUUUAUUUAAGACAUUUUUUUCUUUAAACGUGGAGACUAAAAACACAAAAUACAAACUCUCAGAUCUUAAGAACAAAAAUUUAAUGCGGAUGUUUAGAUCUAUAGUAGAUUUCCUUCAGCCCAGGUUCAAAUAAAUACAUACAUCCCUGUCAAUGACUGGCUAAAUGUCCCUUAGCAAGAAAUAUCUGAACCCCACAGUUUUUGUAGCCAUCAACAAAGACCUAAAAUCCUUCUGGGUGGAUGUUUGACCACUCUUCUUGGCAUAAUUGGCAGAGGUCAUUUAAAUGAAUUGGUUUUCUGGCAUGGACCAAGAAUUUGACCACAACACUCAAUGUUACUCUGCUUUGUCUAUUCUGAAACCAGUCCAUAUCUAUUUUUAGGGUCAAAAACCCAAGUAUGCCCAAGUUUCAACCAUCUAGCCAUCAAGAAGUGAAACAGACGCUUAGCAUGAUACCACCGCCACCAUGUUGACCCCCCUCCAAUUACAUUUCUUGUCAUCACCGCUAAACAGCUCAACCUUGUCUGACCACACGAUUUUCAGAUGAACGAAGGAAAUUGUGCACAUGAUUCAGCUUAUUUGCAUGGGUUUGAUCCUGGGUUUAGCAGAUAAUAGUUGCGAUAAAUUUAAACAAUUUUCAUCUUUAGAAGUUUUUAAAUUUAAACAAUUUUCAUCGUUAGAAGUUUUUAAAUUGUACUUUUGUAUCACCAUUAUAUCUUGUAAUACAACACAAUAAAAAGCAUCAUUAAAAGCCCAAAAUAAAUGCAACAUUCAUGGCCAUUUUCAGCAUAUGUAAACUUCAGACCAACACUGUAAGGAUUAUUGUAAAACAAAACGUGGAAUGUAUUUCUAGUGAUAACCUUGAUUGCUGCUGUUAGAGUUGAAUUUGGAUCUUUUGCAAAAUGAGGAAAACCACUUUUUUUUUAAAUAGAAAUAAUUCAUGAAAGUAAAAGCACUUGUCAGUUUACCAAAAACCCUUAAACAUUGACUGAUUUGCAGUCUCCUCGUUAUAGUGCUCUGUGUAGGUUUUUAGGUACCUCUCACUUACCUAAGUGUUUCUACCUUUGACAGUGUGAAGCUUUUAGCCUUUUUCUGAUCUAUACCGAGAUGAAAUAACUCAUGAAUGAAGAGACUGAAGAGCUGGAAGUCUGAUCUUACUGAGGCAUUACUUUCCAUCUUCACAGGCUGUCAAUGUACGAUGAACGACGGCUCAUGAGAAUAAACACAGUGCAGAAAAAGAUAAUAAAAGAGCUUUUAACUCACUUCAAAAGCCAAUGAUAUGCAAAAUGUGGCGCAUACUUACUUUAUGUUAGACAUUUUAUAUUCUCACAGUGUUAAAAGGGAACUUUUUUUCUUAAUAAAUUGCAACUAUUUUGGUCCAACU
Molecule: messenger RNA, 2549 nt
Organism: Fundulus heteroclitus (mummichog)
Lineage: Eukaryota; Metazoa; Chordata; Actinopteri; Cyprinodontiformes; Fundulidae
Product: protein lap4
Exons: 8
Coding region: 1-981 (326 amino acids)
Biological process (GO): neurotransmitter receptor transport, endosome to postsynaptic membrane; neurotransmitter receptor transport postsynaptic membrane to endosome
Cellular component (GO): postsynaptic density; adherens junction; postsynaptic membrane
Molecular function (GO): protein binding
Source: RefSeq, a predicted model, not a curated record